Messenger RNA from Fukomys damarensis (Damara mole-rat), 630 nucleotides. RefSeq lists its product as uncharacterized. The transcript is spliced from 2 exons. The annotation marks the transcript as partial. The record is from RefSeq and is a predicted model, not a curated record. Lineage: Eukaryota; Metazoa; Chordata; Mammalia; Rodentia; Bathyergidae.
AUGUCCCUGGAGAGCUGUGCAGGGGAGUCCAGUGCCUCACACUCUCCCAGCCUGCUGGAGGAGGAGGAUACUGGGCCCUUGGCCCCGCAACCACAAAACACCAGAUCGACUGACAAGGAGCCCCUCGGUUCCCUCGGCCUCUCCCACAAGGCCCCGGUGGCCUCGGAGUGCCUGCCUUUCUUCCGCACCUGUGAGUGGCUCCUGGCUGAAGAGAAAGCCCUGCAGACUGAGAUUUUCGUGGACCAAGGAGGGCAGAGGGCCCGGCAGGCAUCAUUUCUGGAGGAUUUGGCGCCACCCAGUGGCUUCCUUCCUUACUAUCGCUCGGAGAAAGACAUUCUCCCCUGCCGGAUCCUUCCUGGCCAGGGGCACGGGGGCUCCCACGACUCACUCCCCAGUGAGAAGGCACAGGAGGACUGCUGCUGCAAGCUGACAGCCAAGGAUGGGUGUCCUGCUUCUGCUGCAGGCUCAGAUGUCACCUCCAGGUCCUCACACUCACUAGUCUCAGCAGGGAGCUCCCAGGACGGCAGUCUGGAUAAUCCUCCCUGCAGGGACCAAGCCCUUCAUGCCCCAGGAUUUGUGCCUUACUACAGGAGCCCAGAGGAGGAGUUGCACACCAGCCUGCAGCCUUCG